AUGGCUUCUGUAUUACCUCUAUCCAAAGAGAAUUUCUACUGUCCGGUAUGCUGCGACAUCUUGAAGGAUCCUGUUCUCCUGUUUUGUUGUCACCGUGCUUGUGAGGUCUGUCUGCGGCAGUUCUGGACAAACAAAGAUAUCAAGGAAUGUCCAGUUUGUAGGAGAAAAUUGUCAAGGCGUGAGUUACAGUCUAACCCUGUGCUAAAGAACCUGUGUGAGGCUGUUCUUGAGGAGAAAUGCCAGAAAGCUCUUGCAGGGUCUGAGGAGCUCUGCAGUCUGCACAGUGAGAAACUCAAACUCUUCUGUCUGGAGGAUAAACAGCCCGUGUGCGUGGUGUGUCAGGAUACCAAAAAGCAUAAAAAACACAACUGUUAUCCAACUGAAGAAGUUGCAUUUUAUAAGAAGAAAGAACUGAAGACAACACUGAAGUCGCUAAAGAAAAAGCUGAAAGACUAUAACAAAGAAAAACGAGUUUGUUCCCAAACAACAAAUCGCAUCAAGAUUCAAACCCAACACACAGAGAGACAGAUUAAGGAGGAGUUUGAGAAACUCCAUCAGUUUCUACGAGAUGAAGAGGCAGCCAGGAUAACUGCACUGAGGGAGGAAGAAGAGCAGAAGAGACAGAUGAUGAAAGAGAAGAUUGAGGAGAUGAACCUCAGAAUAUCAUCUCUUUCCGACACAAUCAGAGCUAUAAAGAAGGAAAUGGAAGCCACAGAUAUUUCAUUCCUACAGAACUUCAAGACCACAAUAAAAAGAACCCAGUGCACACUGCAGGAUCCACAGAUGCUCUCAAGAACACUGAUCAAUGUGACAAAGCACCUGGGCAACCUGAAGUUCAAAGUCUGGGAGAAGAUGCAGGACAUUGUUCAGUACGGCCCAGUUACUCUGGACCCCAACACUGCUGGAAAACAUCUCGUGUUGUUUGAGGAUCUGACCAGCGUGAGAUAUGAAGAAAACCAGGACAAACUUCUUUACGAUCCAGAGAGAUUUGAUGAAUAUCCAUGCGUUUUGGGCUCUGAGGGCUUUAACUCAGGGACACACUGCUGGGAUGUUGAUGUUGGGGACAAUACAAACUGGGCGCUGGGUGUGAUCACAGAAUCCGUCCAGAAGAAAGGAGACUCUGUUCAUGGUGGACUGUGGUGCUUAUCCUUGCUUAAUGGUAAAUACAAAGCAGUCCCAACUCCACCGUCAAAGACUCAACUCAGUGUGGCCAAAAAAAUCCAGAGGAUCAGAGUGGAACUGGACUGGGACAGAGGAAAACUCUCAUUCUCUGAUCCUCUAAAUAACACACACCUACACACCUUCACACACACUUUUACUGAGAGAAUAUUUCCAUUAUUCUGUUUUAAGUGUAAACGCUCUCCUCUGAGGAUCUUACCAGUGAGGAUUGUUCUUCUGUAUGACUCACGAUUAGAUCUGUAG
This is a messenger RNA of Chanos chanos (milkfish), 1422 nucleotides long. RefSeq names its product E3 ubiquitin-protein ligase TRIM39-like. The transcript is spliced from 8 exons. The record is from RefSeq and is a predicted model, not a curated record. NCBI's taxonomy places the organism in Eukaryota, Metazoa, Chordata, Actinopteri, Gonorynchiformes, Chanidae. The coding region runs from base 1 to 1422 and encodes 473 amino acids. Gene Ontology annotation, molecular function: protein binding; zinc ion binding.